CACAGACGCGCACCCCACCUCAGAUGGUUCCCGCCAUUGCCGUUCCCUCCCAAAUUUCUCAAAAUAAAAGAGGAAAAUGCCCUUCCCAUCUGAACCCCAUUUCUCACUCUCACAAAUUUUCCAAUCUGAGAAACCCAACUUACAGAAAAAAAAAAAAGACAAUGGACCUCUCAGAAAUUGCCAAAAAGCUUGGCCUCUCACAACCCAAACACCUUAUCCGCAAAGCCGCAGAGCUCCGCCGCCUAGCAGACGCCCAAUUUGAUUCCUCUAUCAUUGGUGUUGGGGAGAUCUGCAAGGCUAUAAUGUGCUUAGAGAUUGCUGCUUCUAGGAUGGAUGUGAUUUUUGAUCGACAAGCAGCGAUAAGGUUAAGUGGGAUGUCAGAGAGGGCUUAUAUUAGAUCCUUCAAUUCAAUGCAAAACGGCAUUGGAGUCAAGAACAAUGUUGAUGUUAGGGAAUUGGCAGUCCAAUUCGGAUGUGUAAGGCUCAUUCCAUUUGUUCACAAAGGCUUGUCUUUAUACAAGGAUCGAUUUCUUUCUUCCUUGCCCCCAUCUCGUAGGGGCACUGCUGAUUUCACUCGCCCUGUAUUCACUGCUGUUGCAUUCUACCUUUGCGCGAAAAAAUACAAGCUGAACGUAGAUAAGAUAAAGUUGGUUGAAAUCUGUGGCACCUCAGAAUCUGAAUUUUCAAGUGUAUCCAUCUCCAUGAGGGACCUAUGCUUCGACGAGUUUGGCGUGUCAAAGGAGAAAAAGGAUCCUAGGGAAAUAAAAGGAAACCGAGCACUGCUGGAUGCAUUGCCUGAAAAGAGGACCGCGGAGGAUGGUGGUUAUUUAUCUGAUGAUGGUGGGGAGCCUUCUGCCUAUAAAAAGCGUAAGCGAAAGGACAGACACGAUUAUGAGGAGUGGAAAUCUGCAGUUCUGGGUUGUAAUGGUCGCACCAAGGCCAAAGCCCCUGCUAGGAGAGCAAAACAAGCCAAGCUCAGCUUUUUGAAGAAGGCUGUUGAAACACAGGUGCAAGCUACAUGAGGCACAUUCUUCCUCCUUUCGGCUUUUGUUGAUGAGCCUUCGGAUUCAUGUUAUCUCACGAGAGCUGAAUGACUAAUUCUUUUAUUUAUACUCCUAACUGGAGAUGCGCAAUGGUUCAUGCCGACUCCCAACCUCUUUUGUUGGUACUGCCUUCUCCAUGGGUCGCAAAAUGAGCAAACAUGCAUAGGAAGUGCCCAGUAACUUAAAAACUGCUCUAGCGUCACAGAGAUCGCUGUGUGCUGUACGAAGCAGGAAGAAGUAUAUAUUUACUACUGUACAUGGUUACCUACAUGCUUCAGCAUCAAAUUUUCCCACCUGUUAGCUUAUUUAAAGCUGUUCAAUUUGCCAUUAGAGAUUCAAUGCCCUUUUAUGCAGUAGGUAAAAAAGAUUGAAUUUUGGAUACUAGUUAGUUCAUUGAUGGAUGGACCUGUAGCAUAACUUGUUUAUGUUAAUUGAAUUGGUAAAUGGAGAGGUUCAUUGGGGGCAGGU
Messenger RNA from Coffea arabica (coffee), 1511 nucleotides. Its product is annotated as origin of replication complex subunit 6. NCBI's taxonomy places the organism in Eukaryota, Viridiplantae, Streptophyta, Magnoliopsida, Gentianales, Rubiaceae. The record is from RefSeq and is a predicted model, not a curated record. Gene Ontology annotation, molecular function: DNA binding. Gene Ontology annotation, cellular component: nuclear origin of replication recognition complex. Gene Ontology annotation, biological process: DNA replication initiation; DNA replication.